UGAGAUGGAUCACAGCUUCCCAGCUUGCCAUUAAUUCAUCAACAAAGUACAAUUAAUCCAAAAUAAUCCUUAGGUUUUGCUGAUAAGCCGGGAGAAGUCAGCGGCUGUGAAAAUGGGUCAGUCUGAGUAUCUGUUCACAGCAGUGAGUUCUGGAUCUUAUUUAUAGCACAUAGUUAUUGAUGUUGCUCCAUUGUUGGUGGUGGACAUGUUAUGCAAUAGCCCUGCCCCAUCGGUUCGCUCCAGUUCUUCCCGUGCUAUGUUUAACUUUCAGGUAAACAUUAUGUCUUUAAAACAGGUAGGAGAUUCAUAUUUCUUCCGUUUGUGUUUGUUUGUUUUCUUGAAGACUAUUUCCAUCCUUUUUAUUGAUUUGUACGUCAAAAUCGAAUACAAACGAACAACUAUGUGGCUCAGUAUGGAUCGUGUUUUUUAUCUUCAACAAAUAAAGAGGCACGCUUCGUCCAGGGAACGGAGACGCAUGAGUGUGUUCCUCAUCAGACGGCCGUCUGCUGUGGGGAAUACAGCGUGUUCCCUGCAGCCUACGGUCACAUGCUGUGGGCAUGCAUCCCCUCGAUUGAAAAACAAGAUGGCAUUCUGAUUCUGCAGGACUUCAGAGGCUGAAAGAUGCUGUGAGUGCAGUGCCUCCCUGUCCCACUGGUACUAUGAGAAGGACGGGCGGCUCUUCUGCAAGAAGGACUACUGGGCCAAGUUUGGAGAGCUGUGCCACGGCUGCAAUGACCCCAUCACCACCGGACUCAUUAUGGUCGCAGGAGAACAGAAGUACCAUCCGGAAUGCUUCACCUGUCUGAACUGCAAGGCCUUCAUCGGCGAUGGGGACACGUACGCUCUGGUGGAGCGCUCCAAGCUCUACUGCGGCCCUUGUUACUACCAGAGUAUCGUGACUCCGGUGUCUUUGCCGGCGUCUCCGUGCUCGCGGCUCCCUCACACGGUCACCUUGGUGUCCAUCCCCGCCUCCACCCAGGGGACCAAUGGCCACAGGGGGCGGGGCUUCUCUGUGGCCAUCGACCGGCCAAUCAGCCCCACGUACAGCCCCGAGCACGGGCCCACUGUCCGCGUCUCCCAAGUGGAUGCUGACUGCAUCAGCCCGGAUGUGAAGAACUCCAUCCAUGUGGGCGAUAAAAUACUGGAGAUCAACGGGACGCCGAUCCACAAUGUUCCUCUGGAUGAGAUCGACCUGCUGAUCCAGGAGACCAGUCGCCUGCUGCAGCUCACCCUGGAGCGGGACCCCCACAGCCCCGGCCAGGGCCCAUGCUCUCCCCCCGACGAGGACUGGGCCCCGGGGCCCGGGCCCAUGCUGCCCGUCACCGAGGCCCCCCGCCCGGACGUCAGCCAGCUGCGGUCCCGCGUCAUCACGCGGAGCCUAAGCACCGACAAGUCCCCGGGCCCCAGCCAGAACGACUCCCCCUCCCCCCAGAGGAAGGACUUCAACCGGUCUGAGUCGCUGCGCCUGGUCUCCAGCCGCAUGCACCGCAUCUUCCGCCCCUCCGACCUCAUCCACGGGGAGGUGCUGGGGAAGGGCUGCUUCGGGCAGGCCAUCAAGGUGACCCACAGAGAGACGGGGGAGGUGAUGGUGAUGAAAGAAUUGAUCCGCUUUGACGACGAGACUCAAAGGACAUUCCUGAAGGAGGUGAAGGUGAUGCGCUGUCUGGAGCACCCAAACGUGCUCAAGUUCAUCGGUGUGCUCUAUAAGGACAAGAGACUCAACUUCAUCGCUGAGUACAUCAAGGGAGGCACGCUGAGAGAGCUCAUCAUGGAGAUGGACAGUACCUUCCCGUGGAACAAGCGGGUCAGCUUUGCCAAGGACAUAGCGGCUGGCAUGUCAUAUCUGCAUUCCAUGAACAUAAUCCACCGAGACCUCAACUCACACAAUUGUCUCGUGCGAGAGGACAACACGGUGGUGGUGGCCGACUUUGGCCUGGCCAGGCUCAUGGUGGAGGAUAAGCACCAGGACAAGCUGCUGCAGGCCGGCCUGAAGAAGCAGGACCGCAGGAAGAGGUACACCGUGGUGGGCAACCCCUACUGGAUGGCCCCUGAGAUGAUCCACGGGAAAAGCUACGACGAGAGAGUGGACAUAUUCUCAUUUGGCAUCAUGCUCUGCGAGAUCAUUGGGAGGGUGAACGCAGACCCAGACUUCCUGCCCAGAGCGGGGGACUUUGGUCUAAAUGUUUCUGGCUUCCUGGAGCACUUCUGCCCCCGGAACUGUCCUCCUGCCUUCUUCCCCCUGGCCGCCAUUUGCUGUGACCUCGACGCAGAUAAACGGCCGGCUUUCCCCAAGCUGGAGGAGUGGUUGGAGAACCUGAAGAUGCACCUGGACAUGGGCCUGCCUAUGGUCUCCGAGCUGGAGCAGCUACACAAGGCCUUCUGGGACAAGCACAGCGUCACGCACUCAGAGAACGGCCUGCCCACCCACCCAGAGCAGCCUGAGGAGGCCCAGGGGGAGGUCGAGGGAACAUAGGAGGCGGGAGGUGGUUUGGUCCACAGCUGCACACGUCCUCGGGUCGAGGGAGAUGUGAUGGAUGCGUACAGAAGGAGGUAUAUUGUAAAUAUCCUGCCAUGUCCAGACGGCCACAGGUGGCCUACGAGAUCUGGUCUCAGACCAAGACGAAUAGACUCAGGGGGAAUUUAGGAACUGAAAAGCCACCUACGCAAGUAGCGCCCACAUCCAUGGUCAACUCCAGAGACAUAAUUUCAUGGCAUCCAUUGAUGACUCGUUCACAGGGGGAACGGCAACAGGAUCAUAUGCAGUCGGACCCCAUGGUUGGAAAACUGUGUGUGUAUAAGAUAAGUGUGUCAGGUUCAAUGUCAGUGUAUGUACAUCGUAUUUUAUUCUAAAUAACUUGAUUCUGAAAAGCUAUUUGUUCCGGAAAGAUAAACAUUUUGAAAAACUUCUACAGGAUGAACCUUAGUUGGGGCCCCAGUAGAUUGUAAGUUGUCCAGGGAUCACAGGAGUAUAGACAAUGAAUCAUAGAAAGGAGGUAGAAUUCAUUCACAUUAGAAAGAUCGACCAUACACAUUUCCCGAAUAGGAUACAGUCAAGCCCUUUAAUGCUUUAAAAAUGCUUCUAAAAGCUUCUAAAAAUAAGGACAAUGGUAAAUGAUACCAAUCCUUUCUCUAUUCCUGACUUUUGGAAUAGGGUUACAUGGUUAGUUCCAGUAGACUGCCAUAUUAGGCCUGAAUGUAUGUCCUCACAGUCCCCUGUGCUAAAGUUGAGUAGCACUGACUUAAAUUCAAGGUAACUCCUUUCCCUGAACCCGGUACAAUGCAAUGGAAGCUGGCGACUUAUCUCUCAUGUUGCGGUGAAAUCUUGUUUCCAAAUCUCAUACCAGUCCUGUAAAUAUAGAGUGGCAUUGUAAAUGUUUUUAAAUAAUCUAAAUGUACAGACAUAUUUUAUAUACGUAUGCUGCAUUGCCAUAUUUUUAUUCGGCGACCAGCUAGAAUUAUGGAGAUAAAAAAAACAUGUUUUAAUUGAAAAGAAGACAAGUUUGUUGGUUUUCUUGGUCACAGUGGUGACAGCAGGAUCUCAUGAUACAGUGGAAACUAAAGCGCGUCACAUUUCGUCAAAACCUUCAAAAUCAUAAAAAAUGUAUAUCGUCUUACCAUUGUUAAGUUAUGAUCGACUUCCCACUCCUUCUCUGAACAAGAGAGUUAAUUAGAACGACAAAGUAAACUGGUCAACAAUGUCCUCCAAGUACAAUCAAACUUAAUAAUGCUCUGGUCAUGAUUCUGAGGUCAUGAUUGUACAGAAGGUUAAUUUAAACAUUGUGUCUGCGGUCUGUUUAAAUGUGUUUGUCUCCCCUCUUGUGAUGCUCACCCUUGGACGGUCCACUUAUCCAAUAAUGGCUGGCUGUAAAUCUCCAAAUGCCUACAUGUAAACCCCCCCCCUUUUAUACGCCGGGGUGCGUCGCUUAUAUCCGCUCCGCCGCACUCCUCCAAUAUGAAUCUGUUCCACUGUCACGUCUUACUCUCACCUUAACAUGCUGCAUUUCAUGCAUCUCAUCACAUCUUUGGAAUCCUGCUACGUUUGUAUGUGCUGCAUGGUGUACUUGCUUGAGAAGCUCCCUUCUGCUACUAAACCAAGCAACUUUGAAAAAGAAAAUGAAGAAUGAAAAUGAAAGAAUGAAAAAGUUAGGACGAAAAUGAAAAAAAGACAACAAAACAAAACAUGCUUAAACACAGCUUCUGUUUUUAUAAAGCGCGACCGAAGUCAUUGUACAGAUUUACUACUUACAAGUUCUUUGUUUUGCACUAUUACCCGAUGGCUGGUUGUAGCCAUGUUUUUUUAUUUCUCUCUCUUGGGCUAAUUGUGAUAAAGAUUGGCAAAGACGGUUCAGGUUAGGUUAACGAAUGCAAAUGUAACAAAUCCACUGACGGAGCCUUUACAACUGUGGAAUUGGUUUCUGGGGAAACACUUUCUUCUAAACAAAACAAAAUGAUGAUCCGAUACUAUGUCCAAUGUCUGCUUUUGAAUCUAUUGAUUAAGACGUAGCAUUGAUUGUCAAUGCAAUGCUACCAUAUAGUUUAAUACUAAUUUCAACUCAUGGUGAUUGCACCACGAGUAAACAGUAAUCGUAUUUUGUAAAAGAAAAAAAUGAAAUUGCCUUACCUCUAUGGAAACCAAAUCCAAUCUGUUCUCUAAGUUAUCCUCACACACAAUGAAGUCAGAUUCCCGGCUGAUCUUUGCUAUCAAAGAAGAUGGUUGAUCCCAGUGUUGCCUGCUGCCUACAGUCCUAUUGUGAAUACUAUCCUGUGUGUUAAUACCUUCUCUCGAUGUGAUGUCCAACAGGGCUUUAACCACUACCACUAGCACCCGAUAGACAGUCACCUACACGGGCACCCAUCGCCUCUCAGCUUUGACCCCUUGCUCUCUGUUCUCUUAGCUCAUGGCUGUAUUCUCUGGAGCUACUUCUUAACAUUUCAGUCAACAUAGCAUACAUCGCUUAUAACAAACUAACAACACGUAAACAACAACAACAAGAACAGUAUUGUACGAUCACAGUAUCGUUACAGACAGAAACAAGUUCAAGGUUAUAUAAAUCAAGACACCAAAAUAGAAGCCUAUUUUCGGGGCAAAUUGACCUGAUGUUUUUCUAGAUUGGGUAUGUUAAUGAGGGGCUGUGUUAGUGUGUGUGUCUCUGUUCUGAAGCCAUGCUCAGCGGCCUGCCCUACACCUGUUGCGCGUGUGUGUGUGUGUGGAUGUGUUGAUCAUGGGAAAUGUCACCGCAGCACUUAUUUGCAAAAGAUCGUUACCUCUGAACAAUGCUGUGCCUUUGUUUUAAGCUAGCCUUGCCAACGACUCUUAUAAACGUUUUCAUUUGAAAAAAAAUCACCCUUUGUAUCAUAAAGUGCAAACUUGAUUCAAACAGUUGAAUAUCCAUGCUGACGGCUGUGUUUUAAUGAGAUCUCUUCUUGUUUCUUAUCAUAUUUAUAUUUUCCAGAUGUACCAUUGUCAGUUUUGAUAUAUUUAGGAUUAUAAUCCAUUGAUGGUUUUAUUUAAUUUUUACACAAGCUGUGAAAACUCUGCACUUUAUUCCUGAACGUGAACAUUUUGACUGAGAUGAGGAGCCGAGUGAUCUUUGUCGCAGCCUAAAUAAACAUGUUGCUUCUGAAACUAUAACCACCUGUGUUCCUUUCUAUUUAGUGUGGAAGACAUGCUCUUUCAAUCUUAGAAAGCCAUUUGCAUGGGCUUUGAAGGAAUUACAUUAACGUUGGACACCAUCAGACUGACAUAUGCCACUUUUAUUUGGUGAAUAACUCAAAUAAAAAGGGUCUUUAAGAUGAUGGCUGUUAUGAUGAAAAUACCCUCAAAGUCAAUAAGAUAUAUAGAUAGCUUGGAAGGGUUUGCAUGUGGAUAUUUAUAAGUAGACACAAAGCAGAUACGGCAGCCAUCCAUAGCUUAAUACUAUGGCUAAAAGUAGGAUCAAGAACAGUGUCAAAUCAUAUGUAUCAUGGAUGAUAACCAGUGAUUUGAUGUAUGGUAUUUUCUUAUUGAGUGUAAUAAGCAUAUGAGUAGGGAUAUCAACAUCUGCUACUAAUAAGAUCUUUGAGAUUAAUCUAAUUCUCAACCAAAAACCUGUUAAACAACUGCAAAAAUCAGUGUUUCUCCACACACUUC
Gadus chalcogrammus (walleye pollock) is the source of this 6130-nucleotide messenger RNA. It is a transcript of the gene limk1a, whose product is annotated as LIM domain kinase 1a. NCBI's taxonomy places the organism in Eukaryota, Metazoa, Chordata, Actinopteri, Gadiformes, Gadidae. The transcript has 15 exons. Gene Ontology annotation, cellular component: neuron projection; nucleus; cytoplasm. Gene Ontology annotation, molecular function: ATP binding; protein binding; protein serine/threonine kinase activity. Gene Ontology annotation, biological process: protein phosphorylation; actin cytoskeleton organization; positive regulation of stress fiber assembly. The record is from RefSeq and is a predicted model, not a curated record. The coding region runs from base 758 to 2473 and encodes 571 amino acids.